CUCUUGGUCUGCUGCUGGUCUCUCUCGAGACAGCCAGCCGUUCCCCUACGAAAGAGCACAGAGCUCAUACCGAUCUUUGGGUAGGACUGAGACCACUCACACACAACACACCGCGACAACGAGGUCACAACGCCAUUACCCUCCUAGAGUGAGAUUGGAGUUCACAAGUGACGGAUUUCUAGACGCUAGGUACGAUUGGAACCUAGCUCAUAGCUACACACACACACACACAGUCUGGCGUCGAGGCUCGUCCCCUUAAUUUAGUCCGUCCGCUUUAUUCACAUACACACAGGGGUGGAUGAAUUUCGGAUCGGUACCGUUUUUAUUGUCAAUUGCUUGUCAUACUAGGGGUGCAGGUUGUCUCAUUUAUCACAUUUACCGACACACAAGGCCCGGGUGCAGGUUGUCUCAUUUGUCACAUUUACCGACACACAAUUCCCGAGUGCAGGUUGUCUCAUUUGUCACAUUUACCGACACACAAGGCCCGGGUGCAGGUUGUCUCAUUUAUCACAUUUACCGACACACAAGGCCCGGGUGCAGGUUGUCUCAUUUAUCACAUUUACCGACACACAAGGCCCGGGUGCAGGUUGUCUCAUUUGUCACAUUUACCGACACACAAGGCCCGGGUGCAGGUUGUCUCAUUUAUCACAUUUACCGACACACAAGGCCCGUGUGCAAGUUGUCUCAUUUAUCACAUUUACCGACACACAAGGCCCGGGUGCAGGUUGUCUCAUUUGUCACAUUUACCGACAUACAAGGCCCGGGUGCAGGUUGUCUCAUUUAUCACAUUUACCGACACACAAGGCCCGGGUGCAGGUUGUCUCAUUUGUCACAUUUACCGACAUACAAGGCCCGGGUGCAGGUUAUCUCAUUUAUCACAUUUACCGACAUACAAGGGCCGGGUGCAGGUUAUCUCAUUAAUCACAUUUACCGACAUACAAGGGGUGGCAAACUUUCAUAUUUCAAGCAUUUCUCAAAUUCAAAACAUACGUCAUCAUUAACUUUUAUAAAAAUAAAAAUAAUCUUGGGUUGGAAAAUAUCGGUAAAUGUGAUAAAUAAAAUCUGCACCCCUCGUAUGUCGGUAAAUGUGAUAAGUGAGAUAACCUGCAGCCCUUGUUUGACAAGCAGUCGUGCCUACCACCCUUGUGUAAACAAAGCGGACGGACUAAAACAAGGGUACGAGACUCGACGCCACACCGGGAGGCGGGACAUAAUAACUCCGGUGGACAGGAGACUGGGAAAAAACCCGUGACUCCUGCAGUAUGGAGAUCCGUGUGUGUGUGUGUGUGUGUGUGUGUGUGUGAUGAAUAAUCGCGCAACGAGUAUCUAUUAUAUUGAUGCGUACUACAUAGGGUUACUGUGACUUCAUUGUUAUAGUCCGACGGAGUGAACAGAUUGGUAGUUGGUACGCUAUUCACGAGUCAUGGCCGGACAAAAAGAUUAUUAUUACUUGCUUUUAAUCGCCUUAAUUUUGACGAACACUUUUUCACAGUAAAGGACCUCGUGGCGGACUGAAAGUCGAAUAAAACAUGAAUAAAGAAAAAUUGCCGCGACAUGCAGUGUCUACGAAGCAAGUGAAUCUAACUAUAAUCUUUAGUAAGGUAAAGAUGUGUAAAAAAAAUCUCUCUCUCUCUCUCUCUCUCUCUCUCUCUCUCUCUCUCUCUCUCUCUCUCUCUCUCUCUCUCUCUCUCUCUCUCGUCUGUGUGUGUGUGUGUGUGUGUGUGUGUGUGUGUGUGUGUGUUUCCUCGCAACUGCAUGUAUGGGUUACGUAUGGUGUCUUUUGAUUCCUGCGAGUCUCAUAAAAAUUAGGAUGUUUAAAAACUAGAAACAAGCCAAUAUCUGCUGUGUGUGAUUGUGUGUGUGUGUGUGUGUGUGUGUGUGUGUGUGUGCGCAAUACAGUACGUGAAAAUUCUCGAAAAUAGAUUUCAUAUCGGCUUCAACUUAAGGCAAAACAAUGGGCAAGAAAGACGACUCUUUAUGAUGGCAAACUUUGUCAAGGGUUUUUGUUUUUUGUCAGUCCGCGGCGGCGAGGCCGGGCGGGAGGGGCGCCGCUCCAGGAUUGUUGCUGCAGCUAUUGAUCCACCUCGGUAUGGCUUCUUGGACUCACUUCUCAUGCAAAGAAAGACACAGCUUCCUCAAAUGUAACACUACUUGUUAUUUUCAGUAACCGCCCAUUAUCGAGGAGAACAUGUGUUACAAGUCGCAAAAUUUCGGACCAAGGAACAGCACAGGAGAAGGAGGGUGAGAUGCGGCGGAGUUUAGUAAGGGUUUGGUGUGACGGGCUGAAGUAGUCGAGGGUAGCU
Messenger RNA from Eriocheir sinensis (Chinese mitten crab), 2303 nucleotides. RefSeq lists its product as uncharacterized. The coding region runs from base 299 to 1252 and encodes 317 amino acids. The record is from RefSeq and is a predicted model, not a curated record. Lineage: Eukaryota; Metazoa; Arthropoda; Malacostraca; Decapoda; Varunidae. The transcript is spliced from 3 exons.